AAUCUUUAAAAAGACUUAUAUUUAAAAAUGAAGGGAGUAAUAAAAGUUAGAUGUGAGGUAUUAUGUCACGUCUAGAUGAGAUGUGACAUAGUUGGAUCCUUUCCUUUUGGUGGAGUAUUUUGCCCACGGCCUGGAUGCAGGAGGCCCAACCGUGGCUUGAGAGCAGAAAUAAUAAAUCACGGCAUAAUGAGCAUUGUAGUUAGCAAGUCCUUGCCGGUGGUGGUCGUCGGCCCUUGCGCCGGCAUCGUCCAUCUCUCCUCUUUCGACAGGUGCAUGCCUCCCUUCCCAGUCACUCUGCUUCUUGUCUUCAACCAGCCAAUCGAAGACCCCGUCGAGACCAUCAAGAAGGCGCUGUCGCAGGCGCUGAUGCACUAUCCCCCGAUGGCCGGCCGCACCGGCGACGACGGGGAGGGGGAGCUCCACAUCGCUUGCACCGGCGAGGGUGUCUCUUUCGUGGGUGCGUCGGCUAGCUGUGCCCUCGACGACGAGGCCACGAGAUCGGCGCUGCUCCUCAGCGACCUCGCCGUUGGCUACCCCGCCGAAUACUGCCGCCUCAGCGACCCCUUCCUGCUUAUGCAGGUGACCGAGUUCUCCCGCGGCGGGUUCAUCGUCGGCGUGACGUGGAACCACGUCAUGGCCGACGCGGCGGGGAUGGCGCAGUUCCUGCGGGCCGUUGGCGAGCUCGCCCGGGGGAUGCCGGCGCCGGCCGUCGCUCCGGUCAGGUCUGAAAUCGACGGCUCGGUGCCACGACUCCCGCCGCUGAUGGUCGCCGCUGUGAGGUCCCAGAUGCGCAUGGAAACGGAGGAACUCGCGAGCCUCGACGUCACCAUCCCCUCGAGCUUGAUCGGCCGCAUCAAAGAAGAGUGCGCCGGCGACUGCACGGUGUUCGAAGCCGUCGCAGCCGUGCUCUGGCGGUGCCGCACCCGCACGGUCAUCUCCGAUGCUGACACCGACGACCCUGUGGCCUUCGCCUUCCCGAGCAACGUGCGCGGCCUCGUCGGCGCCAAGGAAGGCUACUACGGCAAUUGCGUCGCCAUGCUGCAGGUCCAAGCCAGUAGCGCCGCGGUGGCGAGCGGCGACAUGAAGGACCUGGUGAAGCUCAUCAAGCUUGCAAAGGAGAAGGUAUCAGACAUAUUCGUGAAUGCCGGCGACGAGACCAGCGACGGUGCCAGUAGAGAUGAGCAGCAGCGGGCACACCCGCGCUCAAGGUACAACACGCUGAGUGUCACGAGCUGGAGGAACCUUGGGUUCGAAGCCGUGGAUUUCGGGCCUGGGAGGCCGGCGCGCGUGAUGUGGAAGCCACACCGGACGAUUGGGUUCGUCUGCGUUGUGUGCCCGCCGUGCAAUGCAAGGGGGGAGGACGGCGUCAACGUCGCGUCCUUUUGCGUCAAGCCGGAGCACGCCGGCGCGUUUGUAGCGGAGUUGGCGGCCCUCAACAUAUAAAUGCGAAUUCGUAGUAUCAUGUACUAGUAUCAUAUAAUCCCUCCGUUCCUAAAUAUAAGUCUUUUAAUCAAUUUCACUAAGAGACUACAUA
Molecule: messenger RNA, 1534 nt
Organism: Hordeum vulgare subsp. vulgare (domesticated barley)
Lineage: Eukaryota; Viridiplantae; Streptophyta; Magnoliopsida; Poales; Poaceae
Product: acyl transferase 15-like
Exons: 1
Coding region: 76-1443 (455 amino acids)
Source: RefSeq, a predicted model, not a curated record